CAGUGCAAGUCGUUUGUACUGCCUGGGGACUUCUGAGUCUAGAAACGACGCACUGAAACGGCUUCAGCAUCAUGGCCACAGAUGGUGAUGUAAGUGAGGCAGCGGAGAAGGAAGAAGAGAUGGACGCCCCAGACUCGGCCUCGCGAGUCUUCUGCAGUCGCGUCCUGAGCAUGGUCAAUGCGGACGACGUCAACGCCAUCAUCCUGGCCCAGAAGAACAUGCUGGACCGGUUUGAGAAGACCAAUGAGAUGCUGCUGAACUUCAAUAACCUGUCGAGCGCCCGCCUGCAGCAGAUGAACGAGCGCUUCCUGCAUCACACGAGGACCCUGGUGGAGAUGAAGCGGGACCUGGACAGCAUCUUCCGCAGGGUCCGGACCCUGAAAGGGAAGCUGGCUCGGCAGCACCCUGAAGCCUUCAGCCACAUCCCGGAGGCAACCCUGCUGGAGGACGAAGAUGAGGACCCCAUCCCACCCAGCACCACGACCACCAUUGCUACCUCGGAGCAGAGCACAGGCUCCUGUGACACGAGCCCAGACCUCAUCUCGCUCCCCCUCAGCCCUGGCUUCGAGGACCUGCCCCAGGCCCGGCCCCGCUCCCCCACCAUCAACGGGCGCGGCCCCACCGACGAUGAGGAGGAGACACCCGGCGAGUAGCCCUGCUCCGGGUUCCCGAGGCUCCUGUCUGACCUCUGGGGUUCCUGGGCAUUGGGUUCUGAGGUUGUCUUCCGCCCACCCUUCCUCUUCCUCCUGCAUCCAUGACCCCCAGCCCACGAGUGUGGCCAACCCUGCUGGGACCCUCCAAAGGGGUGCCAGGGCUUGAGAGCUGCCCAGACCACACUUAGAGACUAACAAAAACUGGAACUCCCUCCUGGAGGCAGAGAACAUCAGCUGCCCCAGCCCCACUGACUCGUCUCCCUGUCCCUCUCCUGAUGACAGUAUCAAAUAUUUUCUCCAAUCUGUAUCUUGUCGGGGUGGGACAUGGAGAUGGGUAGAAGGCUUGAGGUGGAGGCUGGCCACCCCAGAGCACCCCCAUUGGCCCCAGCAAGCCUCUCCCGGGACCUCUAGGGGCAAGGUGGGCCCCCUUGGAAAACAGAGUUUCAUGGAAUAUUUUUGUACCCGAUGUUUACAGAUGCUGUUGGGAAGUUAUUAAUAAAGUGACUCCAUUCCUACAAAACAG
Molecule: messenger RNA, 1176 nt
Organism: Echinops telfairi (small Madagascar hedgehog)
Lineage: Eukaryota; Metazoa; Chordata; Mammalia; Afrosoricida; Tenrecidae
Gene: KXD1
Product: KxDL motif containing 1
Exons: 5
Coding region: 72-653 (193 amino acids)
Biological process (GO): lysosome localization
Cellular component (GO): BORC complex
Source: RefSeq, a predicted model, not a curated record